CCCUGGCCAUGGAUUGAUUCCAUUCCAUUCAGGAAAAAACUUAACAACGCAGAUGAAAUGGCCAGCGAUUUUCCGCCCUUGGCCAUCCGGAUUUGGAUGCACAAGCUGAAGAAGGGCGCUGGCCAGCCGGCGGCGGUCCUGGAGCGCUCCCUGCUGAAUUUCAUGAGCGGUGAGGCAGCCAGUUUGUCGGUGAAAAAUGCCACGGAGCGGGGCAUCCUGGUGCCCAGAGCAGUUGGCUCGAGGGCCAAGCGGCUGACCCUCUCCUUCUGCCAGAAAGUUCCGCCCAGUUCCGCUGGAGAUUCCUACUGCUUCGAGUGCCAUUUGCCCGGAGUGGUGAGGAAGUGCGCAUCCUGCGAACGCUGCUUUCACGAGGCCUGCCAGCGAAAGGAUCCCGAGCAGCCCAACUACUCGGUGCCCUCGGACAAGGGUCAGCCCUACCGUUUUCCGGUCAGCGAAUCGGACAAGCAGCCGAGGAGCAGCACUCAGAACCUGGAGGCUCCCCAGACACCCACACCAAAACCCUUGCUCGAUCACAAUAGCAACAUCAAUCAGGAUGCAAUGGCCACUCCGGGAUUCUUCAAGCACGAGAGUCCCGAGUGGGACGACGAUGUCUUCUUUGUGAGCGAGCAAAAGGGCGCCCGCCAGCGAAAGCAGGCCAGGAUCAAGGACGAACUGCAGCCCAGCCUGGACAGCGAUGAGGGCAGCGAUCUCGAGCGCUGCACCCGCUGCCGUCUGCUCGCCCUGGCGGCUCUCCUCAAUCCACCGCAGCUGGAAAAGCAGGAACUGGGCUGCCUGCUGAGAUACUCCUGGGAUAAGCACUACUCCUGGAUCUCCAUGGACGUGACCAAGUACCUGGCCAAGCACUGGAACGAACGCGACACGACGCUGAUCAAGCGCAUCCUCUUCAAGACCAAGAUCUUGGGGCUGUCCGACAUCGAGCAGAACAUCGAGGCGGAGAAGUAUACGUACUUGGCGGAGUUUCUGAUGGAUCUGCUUGAUUUGCAGCACAACAUUGCCGUGUUCUUUGGGCCCAAGAGCGUUGAGUACAACGCGACUAAGUGGCUGCUGAGAGAUGUGACCCAUGAUAUCCGGGAAAUCCGCCGCUGCCCGGACUGCUAUAGGUACUCGAACGAGGCUAGUCUGUCCGAACUGUGGUUCGCCAAGCCCUGUCUCCAGCGGCACGAGUUGGUUUUCGCCAAGCAAACGGGCUCGCCACCCUGGCCUGCCAAGGUUAUGAGCGUGUCGAAAAGGCAGCCCAUCAAGUACGAUGUCCGCUUCUUCGGCGGCUCACAUUCCCGGGCACUCAUCUCUGAACGUGAUAUCACGCCCAUAGAGUCGGACAUUCAGUCGCAUAUAAAACCACGCAAUUCUAAGGCCCUCAGUGCCGCCUUGAGGGAACUGCAGUGCCACAUGAUGUUGUCCCACUAUUCCGCCUCGCUGUUUGGGUUCCAUGCUGAUCCCAUCGCUGCCGAGAAUCUCAUACAAGUGGCCCUUUCCCAUUGCACGAAAUCCACGGAAACUUCGACGACUGGCAAGCGAGGAAGACCUCCGACGCCGGCCACUCCCGGCGCUGCAAAGAAGCGAAGGCUACUCAAUGUCACCGCUGCUGAUACCCCAUCUCCGGUGCCCAAUCAUGGCAUUCCCGACUCCGUUACCUAUGAAAAUCUAACCGCCGAGAUACUGCAGGCGCACGAGAAUCUGCUCAAGUGCCAGAGCGAGCUGGCUGCCAUGCAAAGAAAGCUGGACGAGGUUAAGAGGAAACAGUGGUGCUAUUUCUGCCUGGAGGAAGCCGCCUUCGACUGCUGUUUCUCUGCGUCCUACUGCAGCGUGGAGUGCCAGCGACGCGAUAAGAAACGCCACCAGGCCACUUGUAAAGUCAAUCACUGAAAUAAGACUAAUGAGGGAAAAUAGGAAUAAAAGGUUCGAGAUUUUUAGGGUAGUUUUGUGAAACUGGAUUAUUUGCAAUCCAAAGUGAUAAAACUCUUUUCCUGCAAUCAUUUGUAUUAAAUGUAUCCGUUCUAAGAUAUUGCAAGUUAUUCCAAGAAAUAAAAGAUUGUUAAACAAGUA
Molecule: messenger RNA, 2067 nt
Organism: Drosophila takahashii
Lineage: Eukaryota; Metazoa; Arthropoda; Insecta; Diptera; Drosophilidae
Product: zinc finger MYND domain-containing protein 11
Biological process (GO): regulation of transcription elongation by RNA polymerase II; regulation of signal transduction
Cellular component (GO): nucleus
Molecular function (GO): transcription corepressor activity
Source: RefSeq, a predicted model, not a curated record